AGGAUACAUUUACAGCACGUUAUUAAAAAGGAGCUGAAGAUCUGUUUCGUGGAGAGACUUGGGGACUCUCUGGCCCAUAUGAGGAAUUCAGUGGCUGUUUUUCUGUUGUGAACCGUGGGAAUCGAGAUCAAGGGCGAUUCUUGUGCUAAAGAACAGCGCCACAGAACUGGAGCUGUGUGAGAGGCAGAAAGGUGAUACGCUUGAGGUAUCCUGCAGCUUGGUAGAGAUAAACGGCUGUCCAGGUGGGAGAAACAACUCAGGAAAGAAUUCUCCUUGGUUUCUUUGAGAAGAGGAGGACUCUGGAAUGCUGAUGAUCUAAGAACUACUGAAACUGCCACUGGAUUCAUUCUGUGAUCCUGCCUUUCUGCCCUGCUGCACCCUGGUGACGCUGCCCAUUCUUUUCCGUUUGAGAACGUUUUUCUUCUUAUGUGGAGCUGAGGGCUGGGAAUGCGUUAUUAUGGCAGCAGUUGUACAGCAGAAUGAGCUUGUGUUUGAAUUCGCCAGCAACGUCAUGGAGGAUGAGCAGCAGCUUGGUGAUCCAUCCAUUUUCCCUGCUGUCAUCGUGGAACAUGUCCCUAGCGGAGAUCUCCUAAACAACUAUUCUGGCUUAACCUGUGUGGAUGAGCCCAGUGACAUGAUCACUGAGAAUUCUCUGGAUGUUGCAGAGGAGCAAAUCAUUGAAGAUGAUGAUAUCCCCCUCACAGUUGAAACAUCGUGUCAUAAUGGAGACGAAACUAUGGAAACAAUUGAGGCUGCUGAAGCACUUCUCAAUAUGGACUCCCCUGGUCCUAUGUUGGAUGAAAAAAGAAUAACAACUAUGUUUGGCUCAACUGAAGAUGAAGAUAUAGUGGCUCCUAUUACACAUGUAUCAGUCACUCUCGAUGGGAUCCCUGAGGUUGUGGAAGUUCACCAAGCCACAGACCCUUACGCUGAGUCACCAGGGACUUUAGAAUUUGAACAACCAAAGAAGAAAAAGGGGAAGAAGCCCAAACCCGCUCGUCCCGAGUCCCCUACAACAACUCCAAACAUAUCUGUGAAAAAGAAAAACAAAGAUGGAAAGGGAAACACGAUUUAUCUCUGGGAGUUUUUACUAGCACUGCUUCAGGACAAAGCUACGUGUCCUAAGUAUAUCAAAUGGACUCAAAGAGAGAAGGGCAUUUUCAAACUCGUAGAUUCCAAGGCCGUGUCCAGGUUGUGGGGAAAACACAAAAACAAACCUGACAUGAAUUAUGAAACAAUGGGUAGAGCUCUCAGAUAUUAUUACCAAAGAGGAAUACUGGCUAAAGUAGAAGGUCAGCGCCUAGUGUAUCAGUUUAAAGAAAUGCCAAAAGAUCUCGUCUAUAUAGAUGAUGAAGAUGCAAGUCCUAGCACUGAAUCAUCAGAUUCAAGUUUGCUCUCAACUCCUGUGGCCAGUCGAAACCAGACGAGCAGAUCUAGAGCAUCUAACACAGGAACAAAGGGAGGAUCCACCACAGUUCUAAAAACAGGAAAUUCAAAGCCUGCGAAGCUUAAGGAGCACGUAGAAGUUGUACAGCAGCAAACACCUGGCUUGACUUCAGAAGUUUUGAGGACAAUGCAGUCUACGCAGCCAGUACAUCCCACUCAACUUUUUCGGACAGUUCACGUAAUGCAGCCAUUGCAUACCCUCACAGAAGGACACGCAGCUGUAACCAGUAACGUUCCAGAUGAAACAUUAAAUCCUUCAGUUCAGAAUAUAAGGACUUUACAGACUCCGACCCAAGUUCCAGUGGUUGUUUCUCCUGGAAAUCAGCAGCUGCAUACUGUAACACUCCAGACGGUGCCUCUUACUACAGUGAUAGCCAGCACGGAUCCAACCUCCGCGGCAACACCCCAAAAGUUUAUUUUACAAGCCAUUCCUACUUCACAGCCCAUGACAGUCCUUAAAGAAAACGUCAUGCUUCAGUCUCAGAAGCCAGUCUCACCUCCUUCCUCAAUUGUGCUGAGCCCAGCACAAGUUCAGCAGGUUCUCACCAGCAGCGUGCAGACAAUUUGCAAUGGAACAGUUAAUGUGGCUUCGUCUCCAUCAUUCACUGCCACCACCCCAGUGGUAACUAUUUCACCCAGCAGUUCACAGGUGGUUGCUCAUCCAUCCGGCACAGUGAUCACUUCAGUUAUUAAAGCGCCAGAAACUAAACAGAUUGGGGUGCAAGGAGUGCUAAAAGAAGAUGACGGUGACAAAUUAGAUGAUCCUGAGCAGUCAGAGCAGAGAUUCCAGCAGCAGCCGUUUGUGAUGGUAGUAUCCAGUUCAAAUAGUUUCCCACCUAACAUACAAGCAAAGCAAGAAAAUGAGCCAUCGGAACCCAAUUCUUAUUAA
Messenger RNA from Coturnix japonica (Japanese quail), 2335 nucleotides. Lineage: Eukaryota; Metazoa; Chordata; Aves; Galliformes; Phasianidae. The record is from RefSeq and is a predicted model, not a curated record.